Messenger RNA from Auanema sp. JU1783, 1707 nucleotides. The record is from the annotation of a GenBank genome assembly. Lineage: Eukaryota; Metazoa; Nematoda; Chromadorea; Rhabditida; Rhabditidae.
AUGAGUUUAUUCGGUACGGCCAAGCCGGCGUUUGGAACUAAUCCUACCACAUCUUCGACUCAGUCUACAGGUCUGUUCGGAUCUACUACCGCAACUUCUUCAGCUCCCACAACAGGCCUUUUUGGAAACACAACUACUACUUCAACAGCACCAGGCGGUCUCUUCGGAUCGACACCGACAACAUCUUCGGCAUCAACAGGAUUGUUCGGGUCCACAAAUACCGGCUCGGCUCCUUCCGGCGGAUUGUUUGGGUCUCCUGCUACUUCAACAGCAUCUACAGGCCUUUUUGGAAGUAACACCACGCAGAACACUGGGUUGUUCGGAGCUGCUAAGCCUACCUUCGGAGCAACAUCGUCCGGUAGUACGUUUGGCUCAACUACAGCUGGAGGAUUGUUCUCUAAACCUGCCACUACUGGUUUUGGUGGUACUACCGGGGGAGGUUUAUUCAGUUCAAAACCUGCAACCGGAGGGUUAUUCGGCAGCAAUGCUCCUGGCACAGCUCAAAACAAUGUCGCACCCGUUAGGCAAAGAGAUACUUUACCAGGAAUGAUAAUGCAAGCCGAUGCUGUUGUGCGUUCCUUGACAUGUCCCGAGCUAUAUGGGGACGAGCGCGAUAAAAUAAUUGGGAAGCUUAACCAGGUUGCCGCCGCCUUGGGAACUGGAAAUGGAUUCUGUAGAAGCGGUGAAUCAGUUCCCUAUAACUCUGAAGGACCAUUUUAUAGAUUAAAAGCUAUCGGCUAUAACACUGUUUCCGAGUUUGGAGAUGCUGAUGGAAUGGUAUCUCUUUUUUCUAAGCUACCUAAAUCAGAGUUUACGACUUCUGUACAAAGACAAAAACUAAUUGAUGGGCUUUUCGCCGUUUUGGGAAGUCAGCCUAAUAUGCAACCGAAAAUUAAAAAUGUCAAACCCUUACCGGAUAAUAACACGGAGCUUGUGGUUUACGUGAUUAACAAAGGUUCUGGAACACAUGCGUCCAGUAAUGCUUUGGCUCAGAUUCUGAAUGAACCUGCCAAAAAGCAGCAGUUGGAAUCCCAGUUCAAAAUAGAGAAAAUACUUUCAUUAGCUGCAAUGGACAAAUAUCAGAUGGAGAGAUAUAUUAAAGAUCCUCCUGCAGGAUUUGAUGAUGUGUUAUGGCAGCAAUCAGCAAGGGAAAAUCCAGAUUCCAAGCAACUGAUCCCAUACCCAAUAAGAGGAUUUGAGGAAUUGGUUCAACGACAGCGUUCGCAAGCUUCUGAGGUUCAAAUUCAUGAGCUUGCCAUCACUGCUAUGCAGAACAGACUAAACUCGCUGAAAAGCUCAUCCGAGUCUGCUGCCUUGAAAGUUUCUCAGCAGAAAGUUAUCAACAAACAGUUAUCUCACAGGCUUUUACGAGUUUUAUGCAUGCAAUUGAUCCAACAGCGGUUUGGAAAAGGUAUCGAUGCCUCAGAAGAACAAAUACAGUGUGCUCUGGAGAACAUAAAUGCAAGAUUGAAUGCACCGCAACAAAUCAAACCUCUCAUUGCUGAACUUCUUGAUGUGCUCAAAGACGAGAACUCUGAAUUGAGAACUAAAGUUGCAAACACAGCCUCUCAUACGUUGUCUGAAGCAGAUAUUCUCCAAUUGCAAAAAUAUUUGUCGAGAUGUCAAGAUGGUUUGGAAAGUUUAUCAAAUGUUGUACGGGAAAACUUGAAACAUGUUAACGCAAUGGCUACAGCAAUGGAUUUAUAG